Messenger RNA from Bombyx mandarina (wild silkworm), 702 nucleotides. RefSeq lists its product as uncharacterized. The record is from RefSeq and is a predicted model, not a curated record. NCBI's taxonomy places the organism in Eukaryota, Metazoa, Arthropoda, Insecta, Lepidoptera, Bombycidae.
CCAACAAUGUUUUAAAUGUUUUAAAUUCAAUCACUCUGCCAAAAUCUGUAACAGCAAGCAACGUCUGUUCUGGUGAACACUUGUAUAAGGAUUGUGACAAACCUAAUGAUAUUAGCUGUGGCAAUUGCAGUGGCUCUCAUCUUGCAAUCUAAAAACUAUGAACAAGCAUGUACAUCGACUCCGACAUCACCACCGCCCUCGGCAUCACGACCGCCUCUCGGCAUCACCACCGCCCUUGGCAUCACCACCGCCCCAGACGUCACCUACUGCAUCAACAUUGAACAAACUGAACGUACUCCAACCCCGUUAUCUGUCAGAACUUGGCGUAGUUCCUCUCAGCGUCAUAAGAAUAAAACAAGUGAGAAUGAUGAACUCUUCAAUAAUUAUUUAAAAAUGAAAAUGAGCAAGCAGAAUGUCAAUGAUGAGUCGUCAAAUAAUAACGCUAUCGUGAUGUUUUUGUUAAGUUUGCUGCUUGACUUAAAUUGUCUGACAUCAACACAAAUAAGAUCAUUCAAGAUAGAAUAUAUACUGAAUGUACCUCCCACUUCAUCUACGCCGGCCUUAGUUCAUAUACCAAAUUCUUCAGACUACCAGUCUACAAAAUUCUGCACCUUAUUAUGCCCCGUAGACCACAAGUCUACUAGAUUUAGGACCAUUAAAUUGCCCGUGUGGACUAGUGGUCUACAAGCCCUCUUGACUUGA